AUGUCGUUGAAUUUCGCCUCUAUUAACCCGGAUUUUUGCGGUUUUUGUGGUGCCAUUCUACAAACUCCGCAGUUUGCUCCAUCCAACGUCACUUGUAAGGUUUGCGGCUGUGAGUGGCUUGUGCGCGAGAAACGUAAUGAAGUGGUGUGCCGGAUUGAGAAGAUAUACGAACGAACGGUAGCGGACACCGAAGGAGUGGCACAUGAGCAUGGAGGAGAUGCUGUAGUGGAACACGUUUGUAGCAACUUUUGUUUGCUUAUAAACUAUCUUUCUAUAUCUUUUUUAAACGAAAUGUCGAUUUCGAUUCCAUGUUUGUUCUUUGUUUUAUUCGCACGGUGUAAAAUUAACAGCCAGGUGACAAAAAUGUCUCGUGGAAGUAGCGCUGGUUUUGAUCGCCACAUCACCAUCUUCUCACCAGAAGGACGAGUGUAUCAGGUUGAGUAUGCGUUUAAAGCAAUUAACUCUACCAAUCUUACUGCAGUAGCUGUUAAGGGUGUCGAUACUGCUGUAAUAGCCGUCCAAAAGCGAGUUCCUGAUAGCCUCAUUGUUGCUGAUUCGGUAACAUCGAUCUACCAGUUGUCACCUACUGUGGGAUGCUGCGCUAUUGGAAUGAUACCAGACUGCAAGUUCCAAGUCCGACGUGCUCAGAUGGAAGCUGCUCAGUGGAAAUAUCAAAAUGGUUAUGAUAUGCCAUGUGAACUUCUUGCAAAACGUAUGGCCGAUAAGAACCAGUAUUAUACACAAAACGCUGAAAUGAGGAGCCUUGGAUGUGCAAUGAUAAUGAUAUCGUUCGAUGACGAAGAUGGAGCAGUAGUUUUCAAAGUUGAUCCAGCUGGGUACUAUCGCGGAAUGAAAGCAGUGUCUGUUGGUGUGAAACAGGUUACUGCAUCAUCGUUCCUGGAGAAGAAAAUUAAGAAGAAGUCAGAUUUGAAUCAUGAUGAGGCAAUUCAACUUGCCAUUGAGGCCCUUCAGAGCAGUCUGGGUAUUGAGACACGUUCAAAAGAUCUUGAGGUCGUAGUAGUUUCGAAGAAGGACACAAGCUUUAGGUCAGUUUUUUUGCUCUUGUUCUGUUGUGUUACUUCUCUUCGACUUUUUUCAAGAAUGAUUUAG
Messenger RNA from Angiostrongylus costaricensis, 1110 nucleotides. NCBI's taxonomy places the organism in Eukaryota, Metazoa, Nematoda, Chromadorea, Rhabditida, Metastrongylidae. The record is from the annotation of a GenBank genome assembly.